Molecule: messenger RNA, 3206 nt
Organism: Ruditapes philippinarum (Manila clam)
Lineage: Eukaryota; Metazoa; Mollusca; Bivalvia; Venerida; Veneridae
Product: mitochondrial fission 1 protein-like
Exons: 5
Coding region: 114-566 (150 amino acids)
Biological process (GO): autophagy of mitochondrion; mitochondrial fission; mitochondrial fragmentation involved in apoptotic process
Cellular component (GO): peroxisomal membrane; mitochondrial outer membrane
Molecular function (GO): protein binding
Source: RefSeq, a predicted model, not a curated record
GUGAAAAUACCAGAGUUUAGCGCUGUAUACCGGAUAGCCAACACGGCCAUUAUCGAAUCUUGAACAAAACGAAGUUUCUAUUUGUCUACAUUAUUUAACGAUUUACAGGAACUAUGGAGGCUAUUUUAAACGAUAUUGUAAAUCCAAAUGAUCUUAAGAAAUUUAGACGGAUGUAUGAAGAUCAGUCUAGUCGAGGUACACCAAGUGAAAAAGCUCAGUUUGAGUAUGCUAUAUGUCUUGUCCGAAGUAAACCAGAUGUUGAUAUCAAACAUGGCAUUGCUCUUCUAGAAGAUUUAUUUAAAAGAUCAUAUGACACAUCCACUAAAAGAGAUUGUUUAUAUUAUCUGGCAAUGGGAAAUACUAGAGCAAAGAAUUAUCAAGAGGCCUUGAAAUUUACAAAUAUGUUUUUAAAAAUAGAACCAGCAAAUCAACAGGUUCAACAACUACAAAAACAUAUUAAAUCAAAAAUGAGAAAUGAGGGGUUAACUGGAAUGGCAAUAAUUGGAGGUGCAGCACUAGCAGUUGGGGGACUUAUUGGAUUAGUUGUUCAUGCUGCCAAGAAAUAAAACAUCAGAACCAUUUUUUAGAUGUAUUUCAAGUUUUAUCAAUUAAUUGAUUAUUUAUGUAUACAUUAUUGGCGUAGAAAUUAACAAUAUUGAUAAAAACAAAUUGAGAAAAAACAGUUAAAUAGAUACAUCAUCACCUUGGUGCAAUAAAGGGUUAAAUUCUCAUAUAAUUGAAUAGGAGUUAACUUAUUAUUGCACUAAGGUGAUGACAUAUUUGUCACUUGAAACCCUUCAUUGCAUUAGAAAAGUACAAUAUCACACAGUGAAUGAAUGAUUUAUUGAAGAAAAAAAAGAUAUAUAUAUAUAUAUAUAUAUAUAUAUAUAUAUAUUAUUAUAAUAUGUUUAAAUGAAUGCUUUUUAUGCAUCUAUCACAAGUCUGGCCCCACCACACCAUGGACAGUACAAGCAACUUAAUCUCCUCACUGUAACAUCACUGUCAUCUCAAAGCAGAUGGAAGGCGUGGUUGGGUUUAGCACCAGGAUGACAGCAUUGAUGUCAACCUUGCAGUUCAGUUUUUACUAUUUGACUAGACUAUUCCCUUAGAGCAGAGCAUUUUCCAUGGGUUUGAAAAUUAAAACUAAAAAUCUCUACUGUUCCCAGGCAGUGGUUGGGCCAGCUUUACAUUAGCCAUGGGUAAAUGAAUGAUAGAAACCGAUUGGAUGAAUAAUUUGUGACAUUUUUCUAAAAUAGAGUGGGAAAAUAGUGUUUAUUAUACCUGGCAUGAAUGGGAGUACAUGUAUUAAAAAUAUGUGUAUAUGUAACCUGCUUAUAUAAACCAUAUGAAUGAUUCCAGUUCAUUGAUAGAUUUUCAAAUUUUAAGAAGGAUGCCCCUAGAUUGUCAUACAGGAUCAUCAAUAUUUCAAGUCUGCCAUUUUAAAUGCCUACAAGGGACCAUGGUUAAAUAUAGAUAAAAAAUGUUGCUAUUGUUAAGUUAAAGUCUCAGGUGUCCAAAGUCUCAGAUGCACUUGAGGUUUUACUUUUUCAAGUCAUGUAUGUAACAAUUUGAUUCAAUGGGGUAUUGGUUCAUUCUGUCUUAAAGACUGUAUGUUAAUUUAUAUUGCUAAUUUCUUUUUUUCUUCUUUUUUUUUGAAAAGGUAUACAGUUGAUAUAUUUUAAAAACUUUUGUAAUUUAUCAAUUAAUUGAUAGUCUGAUCAGGAUCCAUGCUGUUCGCUAUCAGUUUCUCUACUUGUUUUAGGGUUUGUAAGCGAACAGCAUGGAUCCUGAUCAGACUGGGAGGAUGCGCAGGCUGGUCUGGAUCCAUGCUGGUCGCAAACACAAAACGUUGGUUUUGUCAUGGCGCAGAUCAAUUAUUUUGUAUAAACCAACUAUCAAUAAUGCAAUAUGAAUAAUUAAUACUGACAGAUAUUUACAUUAAGCAGAUCUGAAAGCCCUGGUAGCAAUUAUAACAAUAUAUUGUUAUUUAUUAAUGCAUAAUACUUUAACCCUUGUCAUACUGAAUAUCGUAACUGGACUUGUCCAUCUUUUAAAGUGGAUAAAACCAUUUAUCAUUUUUAGGGUAAAUUUUCAAAGUAUGUACCCACUGAAUAGCAAACAGUGCAGACCAUGAUCAGAAGGCACAAAUAUGCUGGUUGACCUGGUCUGCACUGGUCGCUCGGCUAGAUUCAGUCACCAUGAGUAAAGUAAGGGUUAAACUAUGUACAUUUGAAUGGUUGUUUGAGAUCUUUUUAUCUUUAUUGUAUUUAUAUGAUUAUAAAAUUAUGUAAUUUAAAUAUUGUGAUAUGUGAUAGAGAUUUAUGUAAUGAGUGUUUUAGAUGAAAAAAAAAUGAAUAUUUGUGCAAUACAUACAUGACUUACUUGCAUCUUUUAACUUGCUAUACAGUGUCAUUUGUACACGAAUGCCUUAACAUCUCUUGCAAAAUUGUUUAAGCAUAACUGACUGUAACUUUAAUAAAUGUAGAAGAAAUUUAAAGAAAAUCAAACAACUAACCUUUAUUAAUUUACGUUUACAUAGUUUUCAAAGGAAAUUGAAAGUGGUAAAAACAUGUACUAAUAUGUACUUUUGUAAUUCCUUAUCUAAUACUUAGUGAAUCCACUCUUUGAAUGAAUAUUUGGAAGAGAUAUUAGUGUUGAUCAUUAUCAAAGGCUUUUUAAACCUUGUCCUGUUUAAACUGAAAUGACUGUCCGCUUCCACCAGUAAACAGGCUAUAUACUGUUGGUUGGCAAAUUUUAAAUUUUCAUCUUAUUUUCUUCUCAUUUGAUAAUGGACAGUUUCCAAGAAAUAGGAAAUGCAAAAGUCUGUUUCCAGAUCAUCAGGUAUAUACCAUAGUUAAUAGAACCCAUUAUUCGUGAAAUUACAUAUACAAAAAGAGAUUUAAAUAAAAAUGUUUAAUUAGAUAGCAGGGACAGUAAAUGAGUUUUGGUCACUUUAAGCAAGUCAAUGUUAUUGCCUUUUGUCUUUAUAAUUUAUAUUUGUACUUUAAUUUUUAGUAUUUUUGAUGCAUGUUUUAUUGUUAUAUUUGCUAUUUCAAAAAUGGAGGGUUAAGAUGUAUAUGUGUAUUAAAGUUGUCACAACUUCAUGAUUAAGAUACGAAAAUUGUAAAUUCCCUAUUUAUUAUUGAUAUUUUAUGUGUGUGAAAAAUAAAGAAGUAAAACAUUCAUGAGAAAAAAUUAACAUUAGA